GUUCCGAUUUCCCGGGACAAAAGCUUCAAUUGUGGGCGACUUAUGCAACGACGGAAUUAUUCGUCGAAUCGUGGGUUUCACUGCCUCUUGUUUCCACUUUCGCUCUCGCAUUCGCUCCCUGCUGUGGCUCAGGCCACGCCUUGUCUCCAGUUCAGCAUUCUCUUGAGUCGUGAACGAGAUCAUCGCACAUCUCAGCCUUGCGGCAGUACCGGAUUUUACUGGAGACCCGAUCUAGUUGAAUCCGGCGAUUGCUUCAACUAUGUCCAGCCCUACGGCUAUGACUUACUGGCAUGCCAAGCAAUGUCAACAGUCGCUUCAACAACCACUCACUCACUUCAACAAACUCUCCUCCAAUCAAACUACCUACUUCGUUCUCAAAAUGCAGUUCUCUACGAUUACCGCCUUGAUGACUUUCAUUCUCGCUUCUGCGACUGGUGUCACUGCCAAGCACCACACUCGGCUUCACUGCAUCACUGCCUCCGGCAGCGGGCAGUUCAUCUUCGGCUUCCCCAACGAUGCUGCAACCAACAAGGUGUGCCCUGGCUUCUGCUCCGACUGCACGCUCGGUGACGAUGAUGGUCACCGUGUCUGCAACUCUGCCGGCAAGCAGAUGGACGGCGAUGGCUUCUCUAACGCCUGCAUUGCUGCUGGUGCCAAUGGUAGCGAGUAGGGUGCUUCAAUAGUGUAGCCCAGCUAUAGACCUGAUAGCUGAGCUUUCUAGUGUC
This is a messenger RNA of Colletotrichum acutatum, 725 nucleotides long. RefSeq lists its product as uncharacterized. Bases 43 to 570 code for a protein of 175 amino acids. The record is from RefSeq and is a predicted model, not a curated record. Lineage: Eukaryota; Fungi; Ascomycota; Sordariomycetes; Glomerellales; Glomerellaceae. The transcript is spliced from 4 exons.